GUUCCGGUUGUUAUUGGUCCACUAGAAUUGAGGAUAUGAUCUGAUUAGCUUGUUAAAUGACUCGACAAAUUUAAGGUUAAUAAAACUAUUAAAUAUAUCUUCUUUCCAUCCAUUUUCAUUAAUAAAUUUUAACUGACUUUGAUAUGUUAUGAUGCUGUUUAUUAAACAAUGCAUUAAAUCAGUAUUUUAGGCUUAAUCUUACCUAUUUCUUUGAACACCGAAAUCAUCAAUAGAAUUAGAUUUCACUUGAUUUUGAGGAAAAUUGUAGAAAUUUCCUGGUACUGGACCAUUAUUCCAUAAUGGCGUAAAGUUGAUUCCAUUAUUAGACAUUAUUUUGAACAGUAACUUAUGUAUUUAUGCUGCAAACUUGAUUUUUAAUAUUUUUUUGUGAAAUUUCAAUGAUUUGACAAAUUUUUGUUAUGAUUUCCAAUCUACUUCCAGUAUUCCAGUGACUUCCAAUGUUUGAAAAAUUUGAAUCACAAAAUGACUGUUAAUUUUAUGUAAACUUUUAUGACGAUUUUUGAUCAAUUUCACUAAGUUGGCAUUUCAAGAUACAUUUUAAUGAAUAAUUAUACGAUUUCAUGGUCAUGAUUAAGCUGUUGAUAAAUUUAUAUUCUGAGUGUUUAAAUGAAAAACAGAAAAAGUAGGAUAAAAAAACCACGCGUUUCUUUGAUUAUUGCAAAAACUGUAAUUUAGUUUAUUUUAUAACUAUUAGGAUUGUAAAUAUCAACAUUUUGAGAAGAAGUGACCUAUUUCUUCGAGAAAAUAACGUAGUUUGAACGAAAAAGGAUUGAAAUAAUAAGAAACAUUCAAAAUAACUGGAUCUGAAGUAUUAACAGACUGAGAGAAGACUUGAUGCUAAAAAAGUGUGAAAUUAAAGGAGAUAGAUAACUGGUGAGCUGACGCAUAAGAGGAGGCUGUAAGGUUUCAAAUCAGUCAGUCGUAAGAAAGGUUUAACAUCAGCAAGACGUAACAUCUUAGACAAAAAGGUUAAAGAUCUAGAGUGCUUUACCAUCUAAUUCGUCACUCAUAAAGACCAUCAUAACAGCAAAUAUAACAAACAAAUAAGACCUUGAAGAAGAUCAAGAGACAAAUUUACCAUCAGUAAUUUGUAUUUCGUGUUUGAAAAACGGGGGAAAAAAUGACAGACACCGAAGGUACGCCAAACUUUUUUAUAUGUUUAUUAUUCUUCUUAUGCUUCCUAUCAGCACAAAGAAAGAUUUUUUCCUUAUCAUCAAUCCAUACAAUCGCUUCAUUUGUGCCAAAUACACGACAAUAACGAAAAUUUUCCUAUUUCUAGCACCAGCCGUAGAAGCCCAACCACAAAAAACAGCUGUCGUACCAGUGCAAAAGGAAAUCAUUGCAACAAAGGUGACUGGAACUGUUAAAUGGUUCAACGUUAAGAGCGGUUAUGGUUUUAUCAAUCGUAAUGACAACAAGCAAGAUAUUUUUGUACAUCAAAGUGCUAUCAUCAAGAAUAAUCCGAAAAAAGCCGUAAGAUCAGUUGGCGAUGGAGAAGUUGUUGAAUUUGAUGUCGUUGCUGGAGAAAAAGGAAGUGAAGCAGCCAAUGUAACUGGUCCAGAAGGUGAGCCUGUUAAAGGCAGUCCAUAUGCAGCUGAUAAGAGACGUGGACGUUACUGGUCAAGAAAUCGUCGUCGUACAUCAUCGAAUAAGGGAGAUACUCGUAUUAAGAAAGAUGGCAAGGAAAAUGGUGAAAAUGGAGAGCAAAGCGAUGGAGAAAAUGGAAAGGAUGAUAAUAAGCCAAGACAAAGACGUUUCAGACGUGGAUUUGGUCGACGUGGAGGUAGUGGUGGAUAUAGAGGAAGUGGAGGGAGUGGAUUUAACGAUGGAUAUAGACGUCGUUUACCAAAGCGUGACGGUGCAUCCGAAGGAGACGGAACAGCCGGAGAAUCUGAAGGAGAACGUACAGGAGGACAUGUUCGUAAUGGAAGUGGAGAUGGACGUCCUCGUAAUCCACGUAGAGGAGGUGGAGCAUUUAGACGUAGAGGAGGAUUCAGAGGUGGUCGUCGAUCAGGAGGUCCACCAGGAGGUCCACGUGGUGGCAAUAUGCAAAAUGGUGAAAUGCAUGAAGGAGGCGAUGCAGGCUCACAACAAGAUCGUGGCCGAAGACGUUUCAGACGUGCUGCACGUCGUCCAGGAAACAGUACAAGCGAUAAGCAAGAUAGAGGAGAAAAGAAUGAUGGUCAACCAGUCCAAAAUACAACAACUGAAAGCACUGCAUAAAUUACGCCAGUUUUUUGGGUGAAUUCAGAUUUUAAUAAUGAAAAAAAAAGAAUAAUAUCAGAAAACACAAUAUAGACAAAUUAAAAACCAGAAAGAAAGAAUAUAUCCAAACCUCCCCCAAUUUUUAAAAAAGAGAUCAGAAAGAUCCUCCCUCAAAUUUCAUAGAAUGUCAACAAGUUUAAUAUCAAGCAAAAAAAAAAUUAUGAGAUGAAAAAUUAACAUCAAAAAAUGGAAUAAUAUGUAUUAAAAAUAACAUAAAAGAAAUAAAUAAAAAAAAAAAAUCAGAAAAUCAAACACGAAAUGAAUAAUAAGAAAGAAAAUAUUAAGAAAGAAAUGUGUAACAGUAACAUCAUUUAUACCUUUAAAAAUCAUAAUAACUUAAAAAAAAUCAGUUUUCUUUGUAAUAAUUUUCAUUUAAUUUGAAUUGAGUUAAUUUCGGAUGAUGAAUCAACAUCAGAUAAUAAUAAUUAAUAUCCUGAAAUAAUUUUUUUCUUUUUCGUCGCCAUGCGAGCAUUUAAAUCUAUUUUAUUCUGAAAACUGCAUGCAAAAUACGCGAAAAAAAUAACAAUGUGUCUCUUAUAACGACUAAUUAAAGUUGAAAGAAAAAGAAUAUUAAAGUCCGUAAAUGAUGGUAAAAAUAAUGAUAACGGAUAAAGUAGAUUUUAUGUUCAAAUUUGUUUUAAUUUGACUACUGUAGAGAAUAUGCUGGCGAUGGAUAUUAGAUUUUUUUACAAAUAAAUGUUUUUCUACACAACACGUUUGGCUUUUGACUUGUUUUUGAUUAUUUUCUCUCCAAUUUCUAUCCGAGCAGCUUAUCAUGGCAAUGACUAUUACUAUAAUGUACUGCUCGGGCUAUAUUAGGCAAAAUUUCGAAUAUGAUUUUGGAGUUCUUUACUUUUUCGAUGCAGAUACUCCCAACAUAACUUUUUAUUUCAUUUCUGUUGCUUUAAAUCUUGUCUCCGGCAUCUGUUUUAAUUAAUUUUUUGCUCAUUUUUUUAUUAAAUUUUACACAUUAAUUUAAUUCACAAAGAUGAAUAAAAAAGUUGCAUUGAAAUAAGAAAACAAUUAAAUGUAAGGAAAAAAAAGUAAAGAAUCAAGCAUAAGAGAAAAACAUUUUUGAAAAAGCAGAACCAAAAAGGAAAUGACACGAGUUUUUCCAAUAAACCAAUUAAGCUCGCGUUUAAAGUAAGAAAUGACAUAAAAACGUUUAAAAAAUGACGAAAUUAAAUCGAGUACGGAACUCAAAACAUAAAGUCGCGCGUAAAAAUAUAAUGAGUGAUGAAUUAAAAAUUUUUGAAAUAAAAAAAUACGAUGACGAAAAAUGAGUGGAAAUGAUGUGACUCAUAAAUGUUCACUUGCUGCGGCACAGAAUUUAAAUGUGACAAGGAUCGUGUGACAUGAAUUUUGUGAGAUCUUCAUUUUUUUGCAACGCAACUGUUGCGUAUCACAUCGAUCCUUAAGAUAAUGUCUUACUACAUGUGACAUGAUUCAUUUAACAAAUGUAGUGCAACUGUCACAUGCCACAUUUUAAUGUCACAAAAUCUCCUUUUUAGGUUGAAAUCUUUUUUCUUGUGUCGCUUUAGUAAAAGUUUUCUUCGAAUUCGCCAAUUAAAUAAAAAAAAAAAAAAGAUUGAGAUUAAUAAAAGGCGAGAAGAAAAGGUUCAUUAUAUUUGAUAUCCAUCCUUUCCACCAGAAGUUGCAUAAUUAACAAUUCGAUAAUGUUUCUCGUUGUCAUUUCUUUUUGAAUGGUUUCUAAUAUAACAAUAAUCUUAUAUCUUUAAAGAAAAAAAAACAAUUGAAUUCAUUUAAUAAUUGUAUUUGAGUGAAACAGCAAAGAUUUGAUUGAAAAAAUAACAUAAAAUAACAGCCAUUCACAAGCAAAAGAAAUGAUGUUUGAAUGUGCUAAAAUAUAGAACAUUUUCACAAUAAACAGAAGUUUGAAAAAGGCAGUAAAACAUGUAGCGAAUGUUUGAAAAAAAUCAUACAAUAAUCAGCCUGGAAAGUAAUUAAUGGAAAAUCAUAAUAAUAAGUGUCUGGUAACAUCACGAAACAAUAAAAAAAAAUCCUUUUUAACUAAAAACAAAAACCAAAAUUUGAAAUGCUUUUAUGGAAAAGAGAUCAUUCAUCAGAAACUAAAACAAAAUCAAUUACAGGACACUUAAUUACAAGUAAAAAAGGAAUUAAAAAUGUAAAUAAAAAAAUAAAUUCAUUCUUCAAAAAUUUCCUCACAUUCUUCUAGUUCCAUCAUGUUUUUCAUUGCAUUUAGAAUUUUUUUCACAUUACAUUUUGAAAAUUUUUCAUAAGUUUCGUUAGUUUCCAACAAUAGAAAUUUAAUUUUGAUCGAAAAACAAAAAAAAUAUACCAAAAAGAUUUAAUUUCAUUUUUUAAUGAGAAAUGCUGAAUGCGUGGAAAUUUUUGGAAAUGACACCACUUUUUUAUAUACAACAAAAAAAAAGAAGUAAGUGUAAUACAAAAAAUAAUACGAUCACUUUUGUAUGAUUUUUUCUUUGAAAAUCAAUAAAAAAUCUAAAAAAAAUUUAA
Molecule: messenger RNA, 4785 nt
Organism: Chironomus riparius
Lineage: Eukaryota; Metazoa; Arthropoda; Insecta; Diptera; Chironomidae
Source: the annotation of a GenBank genome assembly